AUGAGGUUUUCCGUCGCGCUGCUCGCGCUGGCUGGCCUCGCCACGGCCUUGCACCUCAUCGACAACGCCAACGCGGACGGCGUUGCGGACCUGGGAACGCUGCCCGAGGACGGCGAGGAGCUGGUUGAGAAGCGUGGCAUCCAGCCGCCGCAGCCCGGCGACCCGCCGCCUCUGCGCUCGCCCGACGACAACGGAGGGGGGCCGCCGCCGCCGCCGCCGCCGCCGCCGAAACGCGGCAUCAAGCCGCCGGAGCCGGGCGACGACGGGUCGCAUUCGAAACGCGGCGACCCGCCAUCGCAGUACGCCGACGACACCGACCCGGACACGAUCCCCGACCAGGCCGCCAUCGACAAGCUGUUCAAGUCGCGCAUCUACGGCGCCGAGUUGGUCGCGGGCGGCUCCCUCAUUGCGCGGAACCACCGGCCGGGCGCUAAAUAG
This is a messenger RNA of Purpureocillium takamizusanense, 438 nucleotides long. RefSeq lists its product as uncharacterized. Bases 1 to 438 code for a protein of 145 amino acids. The transcript has a single exon. NCBI's taxonomy places the organism in Eukaryota, Fungi, Ascomycota, Sordariomycetes, Hypocreales, Ophiocordycipitaceae. The record is from RefSeq and is a predicted model, not a curated record.